AUGAGAGAGUCUAAAGUGUUCGAAAUUAGGUUUCAGUUCUUUUUGGCAAUAGCAUUUUGCUUGUUUGUGAUUGGGGCUGCUAAUAAUCCAGCAGAUGAUGAUGGACGGAAACCAUGGCAAAAUGAUAAUGUCUCACCACCACCUCCUCCUACUCAUAGGCCACCUAUUAUAGACAAAUCCCCACCACCUCCACAACCUCAUUCACCACCAUCUCCGCCACAUCUACCUCCUACUUUUCAUUCACCACCACCUCCGCCACCUCAUUCACAAAACCCCCAACCUCCACCACCCCUCUCUUUUAUACCACCUUCACCUUUAUCUUCAUAUGCAAAUACUCCAAAAACACCACCUCCAUAUUAUUCUCCACCUAAUACUCCAACACCAUUGCCUCAUUACCCUUUCAAACCAUCACCAACCAUAGCACCUAUGCGUCCAAAUCCACAAGAAAUGCCCCCAUCUCCUGCAAUACAACCUCCAUUGUCACCUUCACCUUUAUCUCCAUAUGCAAAUACUCCAAAAACAUCUCCUCCACAUAGUACUCCUACAUUGUCCCCUCAAUACCCUACAAGGCCACCACCUCCUUCAUCAACCAUAGCACCUAUGCGUCCAAAUCCACCGCUAAUGCCCCCAUCUCCUGCAAUACAACCUCCGUUGUCACCUUCACCUUUAUCUCCAUAUACAAAUACUCCAAAAAUAUCUCCUCCACAUAAUACCCCUACAUUGUCCCCUCAAUACCCUACCAAGCCAUCACCUCCUUCAUCAACCAUAGCACCUACGCGUCCAAAUCCACCGCUAAUGCCUCCAUCUCCUGCAAUACAACCUCCAUUGGCACCUUCAUCUUUAUCUCCAUAUGCAAAUACUCCAAAAUCAUCUCCUCCAUAUAAUACUCCUACAUUGUCCCCUCAAUACCCUACCAAGCCAUCACCUCCUUCAUCAACCAUAGCACCUAUGCGUCCAAAUCCACCACUAAUGCCCCCAUCUCUUGCAAUACAACCUCCGUUGUCACCUUCAUCUUUAUCUCCAUAUGCAAAUAAUCCAAAAAUAUCUCCUCCACAUAAUACUCCUACAUUGUCCCCUCAAUACCCUACCAAGCCAUCACCUCCUUCAUCAACCAUAGCACCUAUGCGUCCAAAUCCACCACUAAUGCCCCCAUCUCCUGCAAUACAACGUCCAUUGUCACCUUCACCUUUAUCUCCAUAUGCAAAUACUCCAAAGACAUCUCCUCCACAUAAUACUCCUACAUUGUCCCCUCAAUACCCUACCAAGCCAUCACCUCCUUCAUCAACCAUAGCACCUAUGCGUCCAAAUCCACCAAUAAUGCCCCCAUCUCCUGCAAUACAACCUCCAUUGGCACCUUCACCUUUAUCUCCAUAUGCAAAUACUCCAAAGACAUCUCCUCCACAUAGUACUCCUACAUUGUCCCCUCAAUACCCUACCAAGCCAUCACCUCCUUCAUCAACUAUCGCACCUAUGCGUCCAAAUCCACCACUAAUGCCCCCAUCUUCUGCAAUACAACUUCCAUUGUCACCUUCACCUUUAUCUCCAUAUGCAAAUACUCCAAAAACAUCUCCUCCACAUAGUACUCCUACAUUGUCCCCUCAAUACCCUACAAGGCCACCACCUCCUUCAUCAACCAUAGCACCUAUGCGUCCAAAUCCACCGCUAAUGCCCCCAUCUCCUGCAAUACAACCUCCGUUGUCACUUUCACCUUUAUCUCCAUAUGCAAAUACUCCAAAAACAUCUCCUCCACAUAAUACUCCUACAUUGUCCCCUCAAUACCCUACCAAGCCAUCACCUCCUUCAUCAACCAUAGCACCUAUGCGUCCAAAUCCACCACUAAUGCCCCCAUCUCCUGCAAUACAACCUCCAUUGGCACCUUCACCUUUAUCUCCAUAUGCAAAUACUCCAAAGACAUCUCCUCCACAUAAUACUCCUACAUUGUCCCCUCAAUACCCUACCAAGCCAUCACCUCCUUCAUCAACUAUAGCACCUAUGCGUCCAAAUCCACCACUAAUGCCCCCAUCUCCUGCAAUACAAUCUCCCUUGUCACCUUCACCAUUAUCUCCAUAUGCAAAUACUCCAAAAACAUCUCCUCCACAUAGUACUCCUACAUUGUCCCCUCAAUACCCUACAAGGCCACCACCUCCUUCAUCAACCAUAGCACCUAUGCGUCCAAAUCCACCACUAAUGCCCCCAUCUCCUGCAAUACAACCUCCGUUGUCACCUUCACCUUUAUCUCCAUAUGCAAAUACUCCAAAAACAUCUCCUCCGCAUAAUACUCCUACAUUGUCCCCUCAAUACCCUACCAAGCCAUCACCUCCUUCAUCAACCAUAGCACCUAUGCGUCCAAAUCCACCACUAAUGCCCCCAUCUCCUGCAAUACAACCUCCGUUGUCACCUUCACCUUUAUCUCCAUAUGCAAAUAAUCCAAAAACAUCUCCUCCGCAUAGUACUCCUACAUUGUCCCCUCAAUACCCUACCAAGCCAUCACCUCCGUCAUCAACCAUAGCACCUAUGCGUCCAAAUCCACCAUUAAUGCCCCCAUCUCCUGCAAUACAACCUCCAUUGUCACCUUCACCUUUAUCUCCAUAUGCAAAUUCUCCAAAAUCAUCUCCUCCACAUAGUACUCCUACAUUGUCCCCUCAAUACCCUACCAAGCCAUCACCUCCUUCGUCAACCAUAGCACCUAUGCGUCCAAAUCCACCACUAAUGUCCCCAUCUCCUGCAAUACAACGUCCGUUGUCACCUUCACCUUUAUCUCCAUAUGCAAAUACUCCAAAAACAUCUCUACCUUAUUCUUCAAAUACACCUCCUUCGUAUUCUGCUCCACCUUACAUAAAUAAAUCGCCAAAUUCUCCCACGGGGCAUUCCCCUCCGCCUCCUGAAGUUCUGGAGAAUCCAAUCAGAGAGGAUAUCAGCAAUAUUGAGAUUGUUUUGACUAAGGAGUACACAUAUCAGUGUUGCUCGCUCAAUGUUGACAUCAGUGUGAUUGGUGGAAGGAAAGAUGUUGCUAUUAAUGAAUUGAUGCCAAAAACGUGCAACUGCAUUCAGGUCGGCUCUGUUCAACUUAUCAUAAUAGAAGGUUUACUUGACUUGAAGCUCCAAUUGGAAUGUGGGAUUGUAACACUUAAUCUUACAGUGUUUGCUGCUGCAGAAAUGUUAUUACUAUACAAUGUCUUGGAUUUGUUUAAAGGUUCAAAGUACUUGAAAAGCUUCUGA
This is a messenger RNA of Gastrolobium bilobum, 3219 nucleotides long. Its product is annotated as proline-rich extensin-like protein EPR1. Bases 1 to 3219 code for a protein of 1072 amino acids. The transcript has 2 exons. The record is from RefSeq and is a predicted model, not a curated record. NCBI's taxonomy places the organism in Eukaryota, Viridiplantae, Streptophyta, Magnoliopsida, Fabales, Fabaceae.